This is a messenger RNA of Chrysochloris asiatica (Cape golden mole), 1947 nucleotides long. It is a transcript of the gene KLHL34, whose product is annotated as kelch-like family member 34. The coding region runs from base 1 to 1947 and encodes 648 amino acids. The record is from RefSeq and is a predicted model, not a curated record. The transcript has a single exon. NCBI's taxonomy places the organism in Eukaryota, Metazoa, Chordata, Mammalia, Afrosoricida, Chrysochloridae. Gene Ontology annotation, molecular function: protein binding.
AUGAGUUACUUCCUGUCUUACUGCAAAGCUCAUGGCGGCGCGCUGCUCACCGGCUACCAGGCCUUGCGCGCCGAAGGCUUCCUUUGCGACGUGACGCUGGAGGUCGAGGGCAGCGAAUUCCCUGCGCACAGGUCGCUCUUGGCGUGCUCCAGUGACUACUUCAGGGCCCUGUUCAAAAGCCACACCCGGGAGUCGCGGGCGCGCGUUAUCCACCUACACGUGCCGUCGGCGGCCGGCCUGCAGCGCCUGCUGGAUUUCAUCUACACCGCCUGGCUGCCGCUCUCCAUGGACACCAUGGAGGACACGCUAGAGGCCGCCAGCUACCUGCAGGUCACGGAAGCCCUGGAGCUGUGCGGCCGCUACCUGGAGCGCCAGCUGGCCCCAGACAACUGCUGCUUCGCCGCCAAUGUGGCGGCGCGGUUCGGCCUGUCGCACACUUUGGGCAUUGCCGAACGCUGUAUUGUGCGUCACCUGCAGGAGCUGUUGGCGCGGGGCGCCGGCCCUGCGGGGCUGCUAGAACUAAACCCCACGUCGCUGAAGGCCGUGUUGGGCGCCCCCGAUGUGGCGAGGGUGCCCGAGGCUCAGCUGUUGGGCCUUGCGCUGGCCUGGCUUCGGCAGGAGCCUGCGGCUGAGCGCCUGGCGCACUGCACUUUGCUGCUGGAGUGCGUCCGAUUUGGCCUGGUGCCCGCCGCUGUGCUGAGGCGCAUGUACUCCGGCUCUGGCCUCGCGCUGCCAGCUCGAGUCAAGGGCCUCAUCAUCCAGGCUCUCAACUACCACACGGCUCCCUCGCGCCAGCCGCUUAUGCAGAGCGAACAGACCAGUGUCCGGAGUCCCCAAACCCGCAUCUUGUUGGUUGGGGGGCGCAGAGCACAGGAGGUGGUGAUGGUGGAGGUGGAGGUGGCGGUACCUCGAAGGGCAGUGAGGGGUGAGGGCGCUGUGGUGGAGCCUGAGGAGGUACAGGAAGAGGAGGAGGAGGAAGAGGAGGAAGAGUGGGAGCUGACCCAGGACGUGGUGGCCUUCGACGUGUACAACCACCGCUGGCGCAGCCUCACUCGGCUACCCACCCCGUUGCUGGGCCACAGCGUGUGUGUCGUGGGUAACUUCCUGUUUGUGCUAGGUGGCGAGAGUCCUGCGGGCAGCGCCUCCUGCCCACUGGCUGAUGCCCCGCGUGCAGUCACCGCCCAAGUGCACCGUUAUGACCCGCGCUUCCACGCCUGGACGCCAGUGCCCGCCAUGCACGAGGCACGGGCCCACUUCUGGUGCGGUGCGGUGGCUGAGGGACUGCUGGUCGUCGGGGGCCUGGGCGCGGCCGGCGAGGCGCUGGCCUCGGUGGAAAUGUACGACCUACGCCGGGACCGGUGGAUGGAGGCUGGGGCGCUGCCUCGGGCGCUGCAUGGACACGCGGGAGUUGUCGGGGACCGGGGCAUAGUGUACAUCUCCGGGGGCAAGGCAGGAAGCGGUGAGGGCGUCGCGAGUAGCCUCCGAGAUGUGUUUGCCCUGUACCCCGGGAAGCGGGCAUGGAACAAGAAGGCACCCAUGAGUACAGCCCGCUUUGGGCACCACAUGGCGGCCCUGCGUGGUGCUGUGUUCGCUUUUCUGGGGCGCUAUGAGCCCUUCUCCGAGAUCGAGCGGUACGAUCCUCGUGCGGACCAAUGGACACGGCUGCGCCCCCUGCCCUUUGACCGUUUCUGCUAUGGGCUGGCGGUGGUGGAAGAGACAGCGCUGCUGCUGGGUGGCCUCAAGUGGCGGGACUCGCGCCAGGUACCUACCCGCAACGUGGUGGGCUACGACUUGGAUCUGGACCGCUGGGAGGACAUUGACUGCGCGCUGCCUUGGGCCUGGAGCGGCCUGCAGUGCGCCGUGCUGCAGCUGCCCGAAGGUGGGGAUGACGAGAGGGAGAAAGAAGCUGGAGAGACACCAGAUUUAGUGAUGGGCCUAAUGGAUUAG